Peronospora farinosa is the source of this 1359-nucleotide messenger RNA. NCBI's taxonomy places the organism in Eukaryota, Oomycota, Peronosporomycetes, Peronosporales, Peronosporaceae. The record is from the annotation of a GenBank genome assembly.
AUGUCAUUGACAAAGCUGUAUCUUCACCGAAUUCUUUCUCGCUCUCGUUCUCGUCCGUCCUUAUCUCUAUUGACACGCAAAGUCUCUACUGAACCUGACAGUACUGGUGUCCUGGCUGUAUCAUUUGAGGACAUCAGUACCGCCUCGUAUCGUAUUCGUGAUGGAAUUCAACAGACUUUAUGUGAAUACUCGCCAUUACUGUCACAACAUAUGGGUAUCAAUCUAUAUCUAAAGCAAGACCAUCGACAAAUGACUGGCAGCUUCAAAGAACGUGGCGCUCGCAACGCGUUGCUACAGCUGACAACAGAAGAAAAAAAGAAUGGCGUCGUAGCUGCUUCUGCUGGCAAUCAUGCACAAGCUUUGGCUUAUCACGGCAAGUUGUUGGGAAUUCAUGUGACAGUUGUCAUGCCCAAGGUAGCACCUUUGACCAAGAUCAUGCGCUGCCGUGAACUUGGUGCACAUGUUGUGCUACACGGUGAACACAUUCUAGAAGCUCGUGAAAAGGCUGAGGAUUUUGUGUGCAAUGAGAAUAUGGCGUACAUUAACGGAUUUGACCGUCCAGAGAUCAUUGCGGGUGCUGGUACCAUGGGUAUUGAGAUCCUGAACCAGGUGCCAGACGUUGAUGCAAUUAUUGUGCCUGUUGGUGGUGGUGGCUUGAUUGCCGGCCUCUCUCUUGCUGUCAAGACCCUUGCACCGAACGUUCAAGUGAUCGGUGUGGAGCCAGAGUACUGCUCAAGUUUUGGAGAAGCUCUCAAGGCUGGAAAACCUGUCCAUAUGCCAACAAAGCCGACCCUUGCGGACGGCCUUGCGGUUCCUUGCGUUGGUGCCAAUGCUUUCGAGAUCGCCCGAGCCUACGUUGACAAGGUGGUGACUGUCUCGGAGCGUUCGAUCGCCCUGAGUGUGUUGCGUCUCGUUGAGAUGGAAAAGGUUGUUGUGGAGGGCGGAGGUGCGUCCUCGUUAGCAGCUUUGAUCGACGACAAACUGCCGGAGCUCAAGGGCAAGCGUGUUGUGUUACCGCUCACGGGUGGAAACAUUGACACACCUGUUCUUGGUCGCGUUAUUGACCGUGGUUUGGCUGCUGAUGGUCGUCUUGUCCGCUUUGUGGCUACCGUAAGCGACCGCCCAGGUGGCAUCGCUCAGCUGACCUGUUUCCUGCGUGACUUCGGUGUAAGUGUCAAGGAUAUCUAUCACGAACGCGCUUGGGUGCAUGCUAGCAUCUCUCAUGUGGCAGUGAAGUGCGUUGUUGAGACGCAGUCGAGCGAACAUGCUCUUGAGCUAAAGCAAUGCCUUCAGGAUAAGGGCUACCCUCUUGUCUGGGAGACUUUUGCCGGCCACCAGGGGGCCCCUGUGGAGUUCUGA